GGUUCUGGAUCAGAUCCGUCACAUAAUCCUUUCCAGACUUCCGCUUGCCGCUAAAGACUAGAACUAGUUUGGGUCCAGAGACUCGGUCCUCCAUCUGUCAUCGGUACCGAACCGCUCCUUCAGUCCGUCUCGCCACAGGAACCGGUACCGUAACUGUUCGAGUCCAAUAAGUGUCCGAUGUUCAGCCCUGACCGGAAGUUCCGCUGAGCAGAACCUCCAACCCAGAUGAGUCGUGGUCCCGGUUUGAAACGGACCGGGUCGGCUCGGUUCGGUGUCCUCCGGGUUGUUCUGACAGGAGACUGAGACCCGAACAGCGUCUCACGUUAUUUACGGUACCAGGUGACCUGGUCCGGUCCGGACUGAACCACUGAUGUGGGUUUGGGGGGGCGGGACCUCCGAGGCUCGGUCUGGAGCGAACCGAUCCUCUGUUCAUGAACAGGUGGUAGACAUGAGACGGGACAGGUGGGGGACAGGUGGGGGACAGGUGGGGACACGUGCACCCCUCCAACAACCUGAGUCUUUAGCUGUUCCUCUCCGGAGCGAAGCCCCGCCCCCUCCAUCUUGUUUCAGUCCGGCCUACGUCAUCACCUGCGAACCAAGAUGGCGGCCGCCGUGUUUGUCAGUAAACAAAGUCUGAGAGCGUCCAGAACCAGAACCAACAUUCUGCAGUCAUGGUUCCACAGGUCUGCAGCUCCUCGGUCUGGUUCUGCUCCUCACUCGAGGUUCUUCCCUCCAGCUGAAGGCGUCAUGCUGCCAGCAGGAAGCUUCAACAACAAAGUGGCCUUCAUCACAGGGGGUGGAACUGGACUGGGUCAAACCAUGACUGCUGUUCUGUCCCAGCUGGGAGCUCAGUGUGUCAUCGCCAGCAGGAAGUUGGAGGUUCUGCAAAAAACAGCAGAGGAGAUCACCAGCCUGACUGGAAACAAGGUCCACGCGGUCCAGUGUGAUGUCCGAGAUCCUCAGGCCGUGUCUCAUUGUGUGGACCAGAUGGUGUCACUGACUGGACUUCCUGAUGUCAUCAUCAACAACGCAGCAGGAAACUUCAUCUGUCCAACAGAACGCCUGUCUCCAAAUGGCUGGAAGAGCAUCACGGACAUCGUCCUGAACGGGACGGCCUUUGUCUCUCUGGAGCUCGGAAAGAGACUGAUCCAGAAUCAGAAAGGAGCAUCCUUCCUGGCUAUCACCACUAUCUACGCUGAGUCCGGUUCUGGGUUUGUGGUCCCAAGUGCAUCAGCAAAGGCCGGAGUUGAGGCUCUUUAUAAGUCCCUGGCUGCAGAGUGGGGGCGCUAUGGUCACAGGUUCAAUAUCAUCCAGCCUGGACCAAUCAAAACAAAGGGAGCUUUCAGCCGUCUGGACCCGACCGGAACCUUUGAGGAGAACAUGAUUGAUCGCAUCCCAACAGGUCGACUAGGAAAACCAGCAGAACUAGCAAACCUGGCAGCUUACCUGAGCAGUGACUACGCCACUUGGAUAUCUGGAGCCGUUGUUCGCUUUGAUGGAGGAGAGUUUGUGUCGAUGGCGGGAGAGUUUAACGAGCUGCGCAGGGUGACUCCGGAUCAGUGGAAGAUGAUGGAGACCAUGAUCAGAAGCACUAAAGGAUCCUAAAAACACGGUUGGACCACAGCAACCAAUGAGAGUGCAGAGGCCCCGCCCCCUACGGUUGGACCACAGCAACCAAUGAGAGUGCAGAGGCCCCGCCCCCUACGGUUGGACCACAGCAACCAAUGAGAGUGCAGAGGCCCCGCCCCCUCCUGAUGUGUACAGACACAUCAGACAGUUUGAAUUGAUGACUUACUGAAGUGAACAACAGAAAACAUUGUUUCAUAAUAAACGAGUCACUCUGU
This is a messenger RNA of Austrofundulus limnaeus, 1844 nucleotides long. RefSeq names its product 2,4-dienoyl CoA reductase 1, mitochondrial (gene decr1). The record is from RefSeq and is a predicted model, not a curated record. Gene Ontology annotation, molecular function: 2,4-dienoyl-CoA reductase (NADPH) activity. Gene Ontology annotation, biological process: fatty acid beta-oxidation. NCBI's taxonomy places the organism in Eukaryota, Metazoa, Chordata, Actinopteri, Cyprinodontiformes, Rivulidae. Gene Ontology annotation, cellular component: mitochondrion.